Messenger RNA from Pelobates cultripes (western spadefoot toad), 14035 nucleotides. Lineage: Eukaryota; Metazoa; Chordata; Amphibia; Anura; Pelobatidae. The record is from the annotation of a GenBank genome assembly.
UUCGUAUCUUGGUGCAUAUUAGAAGUUGCCAACUCUUGAAAUAGUUUUUGAAUCCUCUGGAAUUGGUGUUAUGUCCUUGAUGCCCAUAUUUCAGCAGUCGAAGAGUGUUCAGAUAAAGGAUGCCUGGCGGUUUCUUUGCUGGAACUGCUUGGAUUCAACUUGACCUUUGCCUUUGCUGCCACAGUCUUUGUCCUGAUACAGGUAUGUUCCUUUAACACUGAUCCAGUAUUAGGCAGACUGCUGGUAUAUGGGAGAGGGCUAAAGCUACCUUAAGGAGACUAGGGAAACCACAUUGAAUUGUUUAAUGUUUUAAUGACAAAUGUUGGUUACGUUUCUCAGAUUUGGCAGGAAGGGAAUGUUUCUGUUUUUCAGUUUAAUUGAUCCGCUGUCCUGUAUAAAUUACAAUGUCUCACACAGCCUGUGGCCGCCGGCUCUGGAAUACCUGAAAUCAAAUGUUACCUAAACGGCGUGAAAGUACCUGGCGUGGUGCGUCUCCGAACCCUUGUCUGCAAAGCGCUGGGCGUCCUAUUCAGUGUUUCUGGAGGUAAGGAAAAUAAGUCAUUCAGCUUGGAUUACCCAUCAGACUGGCCACAAAACAAUCCAAUAAUACUUUACUGACUUCUUACUGCCGCCGCUUGUUUGUGGUCUGUGAAUGGUCUGUGGGUUAGUUUUUGUUAGUGAACCUAUAUAUAAACUUUAUUUUCAAUAUCCCACAAUUCUUUGUUGAAUGAAUAAAUUCCAUAAUGGGCUUCUGUGGAUAAACUGACAAUGUUCUGGGAAUAUCACUGAAUAUAACUGAUCUAGGCUUCUGUUGCGUAUUAUACAAAAUGCUGCGCAUGUUGUCCACCACCAGUUAUUGAUAACAAGAGUAAUGUGUUGAGUCUACACAAUUGCGUAGCCUCCCAUGACCUUAGUUAAAGCUAUCCUGCAGGCAAAAAAGUCAGUUUUGAUUAAAAUAAAAUGUAAUAAUUUUUUAUUUUUAUUUUUUAUAUUUAUAUCAAAAAUACUAUUGUUGACCAUAUGACUUAUGGAAACUCUUACCACUACAGUAUUGUUUUUUUCUAAAAUUGAUUACGUAAGAGAAUGUUAUUAUCCCAUACUGGUCCAUAAUUAGAGAGCUCAUUUUAGUGCAACAACCUUCGAUCUUCACAUCAUAGCUUCAGCAGAAUGAAUUUCAUACUUCCAUGUGUGCUUUGAUGGAUUCUAUUGAGUUGGGAUAACCUCUGUGCCCAGUUGUGUAUUAAUAUUAUUGCCAUACAUAGGAAGCCAUUCUUUAUCACUCACGCCCAGGCAGUUUUAUUCACAUAUUUAAAGAUUUGUGCGAUAAACUGUAACCCUCCCCAUGGCUGCAGCCUAACCAAUUCUGUAUGUCUGUCUUUGUCAGGUUUGUUUGUCGGGAAGGAGGGUCCGAUGAUUCACAGCGGCGCUGUGGUUGGAGCCGGUCUACCACAGGUGUAUAUUUUGUCAUAUUGGUUUAAGUUUAAAAUGAAUUGAAGAAACGUCCCUUUAAAGGUUUUGGGUUUUUUUCUGUCUAUUUCCACUUUCAUAUAUUUUCUCUUCCUUGGGCCUCCCAGUGAUGCCGUUUACUUUUCACUGACAGACUUAAUUGAAAAAAAGAUGUUGUGGUUCUUGAAUUAAGUCUGAUCUCUUUUUAGUUUCAGAGCAUCUCCUUCCAGAAAAUCAACUUUGACUUUCCAUAUUUCCGCAGUGACCGGUAAGGAACAAAUAUCAGUUGCUAUUAUUUAUUUAAUCACUGAAUUAAUGAAGCCCAGCCAGCAAUACUUGGGAUAUCUGCCUGGUAAUGACUAAAAUAAGGUUAUCCAACGUUUCUCUGCAUGACCGCCUCCGAGUGAUAGAAACAUGUAAGAAUCUGCGAUGAUUGUAGGACCAACUUCACAUCCGUGGACUUUCAUUUAUGUUCUGGAUCUUUUUAUGCUGCUUUAUGAUUCCCCUGGUUGGUUUUAUAAAACCUUUAAAGCUUAGAUAUUCAACCGAACGUGUUUUGUUCCAUAUGAGCACAACCAUUGCACCUCAUAAUCCCUUUCUGAUCAUUUGAGUAUUGAAUCUCUACGUAUCAAUCAGUGUUAAUCUAUUUCCUACUUUAUUUACUGUGAACUUCUUGUGACGGAAACACCAACUAUUGGCACAAAUAUUAUAUGGUCUCAAUGUGCGUUAUCCCUCUAGAUUGUAAGCUCACAGGGCUGUGUUCAGUAGUAUUUUCUCAGAGUUGCAGCAGACAUUGAAGCCCAUAGGAAGUUUUCAUUUUCCUUUGUAUAAGAGGGUAUAAUUAUAAAUCCCCUCUAUCUGUAAAGUACUACGGAUAAGAUUAGAAUGUAAGAACUGUUAAUAAAUACAUCUCAAGGUGUUUGUUUCAUUUAAACAAAACUCAUCUGUUUGUUUUUGUUCUUUUCGAGGGACAAGAGGGACUUUGUGUCUGCAGGAGCUGCAGCUGGAGUUGCUGCUGCUUUUGGAGCUCCAAUAGGGGGCACUCUGUUCAGUUUGGAAGAAGGAUCUUCUUUCUGGAAUCAGGGGCUCACAUGGAAAGUGGUGAGGCAUGGAACAGCGAUAUGACCCCCCCCCUCCCACCAUACACACAUUUUAUGUUAUACCGUUAUAUUUCACCUGGUGAUUUCCCUUUAAGUUGUAUGUGCUGCACCUUGUUUUUUCAUGUUUGCUGGUAGAAUGUUUGUCUAUUACUAAACCAAAACAAUCUCCUGUAAAUGUAAAAUGAACAAGCUGCUUAGAUGCUGGUUACAGAAUAACCACCAAUGUCUACAUAGAUUACUCCCCUCCCACUUUUAAACAGAAUAGAUCGCUCACCUCCCACUUUAUAACGGAAUAGAUCGCUCACCUCCCACUUUGUAACGGAAUAGAUCGCUCACCUCCCACUUUUUAACGGAAUAGAUCGCUCACCUCCCACUUUGUAACGGAAUAGAUCACUCACCUCCCGCUUUGUAACGGAAUAGAUCACUCACCUCUCACUUUGUAAAGGAAUAUAUCGCUCACCUCCCACUUUUUAACGGAAUAGAUCGCUCACCUCCCACUUUUUAACGGAAUAGAUCGCUCACCUCCCACUUUGUAACGGAAUAGAUCACUCACCUCCCACUUUGUAACGGAAUAGAUCGCUCACCUCUCACUUUGUAAAGGAAUAUAUCGCUCACCUCCCACUUUGUAACGGAAUAGAUCACUCACCUCCCGCUUUGUAACGGAAUAUAUCACUCACCUCCCACUUUGUAACGGAAUAGAUCGCUCACCUCCCACUUUGUAACGGAAUAGAUCACUCACCUCCCACUUUGUAAAGGAAUAUAUCGCUCACCUGCCACUUUGUAACGGAAUAUAUCGCUCACCUCCCACUUUGUAACGGAAUAUAUCGCUCACCUCCCACUUUGUAACAGAAUAGAUCGCUCACCUCCCGCUUUGUAACAGAAUAGAUCACUCACCUUCCACUUUGGAACGGAAUGGCUAGUAAUUUAAAUUAACCUUAUUUAGACAAGAAUGGACAGUUAUUGUCAUUAUGUUAAUAUUUCAAUCUCUACUCUCUCAGCUCUUCUGCUCCAUGUCGGCAACUUUCACUCUGAAUUUCUUUCGCUCUGGGAUACAGUUUUCAAGCUGGGGAUCUUUCCAAGUGCCUGGACUUCUGAAUUUUGGUGAAUUUAAGGUGUGUACACAUUCUGCUUUUUAAUAUAGUAAGAUUUAAGUCUUUACCCUGAGUAUAGUUAGUGCUGGUCUUGAUGUAGGGGGUUAAUGGGCUCCCUCUCACCCUCUCUCCCCAAACCAUUUAAGUCGUAAAUCGCAUGAAACAUGAAUGCUUUCUGUUAACAUUGAGAAUCUUCUUUCAUAUUUAUGAACAACACUGCUAGAUGCCCGAUGUGCCACAUAAUCUCUUUAUGCCGUUAGGAUGUUCCAUUACAUCGUUACUAUAAUGGCUUUAGUGCCUUUUGGAUGUAAUGACACGUCCUGCAGAUUUGUUCUGUGCAGGGUUAAAUUCUUGCUCACAUUAGGGAACCCCAGGUAUCGGUGGGGCUCCCCUCUGUCUGCUGGGGCUAUUCUCAGGGGCCCCAGACUUUUUGGAAGCCAGUGCUGCAAGUGGAUCUUUAAAUAGGCACUUAAAUGCCUUAAUAGAUAUCAUGGUGUGAGCAGGGCUAAAUCCAUUGCUACCUGGGGCUUCUGUUAAUUUGCUGGGGCCGUUUUUAGUGGGUCCAGUCUGAUUGAUGUGCUCUGUGCAGCGCUGGAAGCCAACACUCUUCGGGGCCCUUUAACGUAUUCAUAAAACUGCGUCUGAGCGUGACCGUGCUUAGCCAUGGUGUUUGUGGCUGCAGGCAGCUUGUGAGGACCCUCAAGGUCUGCCCCCAGCUGUGUGGGACCGGUGCUGGGCUUAGCCAGGGUCGGCUGGGAAACAAGCUCAUUCAGAAUUACACCAAGUAUUAUUCUGAAACGGCCAGUAGAUGGUAGCAACAUACCACCAUCUACUGCGUUAAAUACAGUAAAACCCAUUUCUAAUAACAGAAUUGAUAUUAGCAGUGGCUUACGUUGGGGUUGCGUUUAGUUUUAUUUUUUUUACAUUUGUAACAGUCACAAAAUGUAUUUUCUUUUUCUUCUGGUUUGAUUUUGUAUUUGUUUUCCUUUCAGUGCUCUGAUUCAGAUAAACAAUGUCACCUGUGGACUAUAGUUGACUUGGCGUUUUUUAUCAUCAUGGGUGUGGUUGGAGGUUUGCUAGGCGCCACCUUCAAUUGUCUGAAUAAAAGGCUUGCCAAAUAUCGAAUGAAGAAUGUACACCCGAAACCUAAGCUGGUCAGGUACAGACUGUGUGUUGGUUUAUUGUUCCACACUGUCUAUAUACCAGCUUGUGAUAACGUUUGUACAGGCAGCCAAGGUUGCUCUCUAACAUGACGUUCUCCUGCAGGGUCUGUGAGAGUCUACUUGUCUCCUUGGUUACAACGGUGAUCGUGUUUGUAGCAUCCAUGGUCUUGGGAGAAUGCAGAACUCUCUCUCCACCAACAAACUGGAGCAAUAGCAGCCAUUCCUUGCCGGUAUGUUGUGCAUGAGAAGGAGAGAAGUGAUUUUAUGCUUUGACAGAGUCCUUCUAUUCUAUACUGAAUCCAACAACCUAAAAAUCUCUGAGACUCAUAGUUCAUGGCUGAAGGAAAGAGUCUAGCACCUCCGAAUUAAAGGGACACGUGCAACAUAAAUCCAGUUUGGUGUAGCGUUUGUCCUGCCUAAAGUGCCUGAGAGCCCUCUUCUGGGUUUUAUGCUAACGGAUGGACAAAUAUGAAAGCUCUCCGUGACCCCCAAGACAGCCCGUUCUUCAGCCAUGUUGAUAAUGCAGAAUUACUCUUGCACAUUAUCAGUGUGGAUUUUGUCCCCUCCCUGAAUAUGAUUCAUAUUUUAGCAGAGUUUUACAUGUAAAGCAUACGGUGGGAAACCAAUAGUUACAUUUAGUUACCAUGCUGCAAACUAACAGCUUAUCAACCGGUACCAAAAAGGGACUUUUUUAUCAAACCUGCCUGCAUGAUCAUUACCUAAUUAUCUAAAUACUUCACUUUAACUUCCAUUAGCUUCUACAUACCUCCUGAGAUAUAAAUGUUAUUAUCCAACUCCAUAUUGUAUAUACUAGUUAAAGUUUGUCUGAUUUCACAUUGCAAAGAGUGUAACGUACUGCACCUCAGGCACAGAUCUCUCUAUCUGGCCAGCUGCUAUACGGCCCAUCUUGCCAUGAAUCCAAAUAAAUUACAUUUUGCUAUACGUUUGGUUGAUUUCAACAUUUUCUGACGCCAUUUCUGGUUUUAGGUUCCUUGGGUCUCCAAUUCAGAAGACGUGAAUUCCAGCAUCAAGACUUUCUUCUGUCCUAACAACACCUACAACGAUAUGGCCACUCUGUUUUUCAACCCCCAGGAGUCCGCCAUCUUACAGCUGUUCCAUCAGGAUGGUGAGUUCCUUACACGUCCAAAGUGUCUGCUGGCUCUGCAGUGCUCUGCUGUCUAUAGCUGUGGAGUGAAAGCUUCUCUACAUCUCUUGUGUUCCAGGCACUUUCAGCCCCGUCACUCUGUCUUUCUUCUGCUGUAUGUAUUUCCUCCUCUCAUGCUGGACGUAUGGUAUCUCUGUCCCCAGUGGUCUGUUCGUACCCUCGUUACUUUGUGGUGCUGCCUUCGGUCGCUUGGUUGCUAACCUGCUCAAAAGGUAGACUAUGCCCCAUGCUGUAGUGUUUCAGCCAGUGCAACGUCUGGGGUUUCCCUUUCUGCUUCCUAGUGUACUGCUUUGACUGUCUGUCUCUCUGUCCAGUUAUUUGGGGCUGACCCACAUCUACUCUGGAACAUUUGCAUUGAUUGGUGCUGCGGCCUUUCUUGGAGGUGUGGUCCGCAUGACCAUAAGCCUUACUGUGAUCCUCAUCGAAUCGACCAAUGAGAUCUCAUAUGGAUUGCCAAUCAUGAUUACACUGAUGGUAAGUCCUCCCAGAGCACCGUCUAUCCAGUAAAUUUGUUACGAAAACAAUGUUUGUUUAUAAGGAGACUGUAGAUUUUUAAAAAACAUAUAUUCACUGAAUCUGCAAACCUCAGUAAGUGUGUGCACCGUUCUAAUACCGUGUGUACAUUUUCGGUAACUUUGAAGAAUAGUUUGCACUGGGUGCUGCUCUUUCAUAUCAUGUUAUAACAGGUCAUCUUUGUGGAAACAAGCUAGCUCAGGAUAGUUUAGACUGCUCUGACCCCGCAGGUGUGUAAUCCAGACACCUCACUGUUAACUCUGUUGCUUUCUUCUAGGUUGCAAAAUGGACAGGUGAUUUUUUUAAUAAAGGGAUAUAUGACAUCCACGUGACCCUGAAAGGCGUCCCUCUCCUGGAGUGGGAAACCAAGGAAGAAAUGGACAAGUAAGAACGUGCUCUUAUUAAUCUUGGUGUUUGAGCGGGGAUCUCAAGAAAGCAAUUUCACCCACAGAUGUUUCCUUUUGGUUUACAACUUUGGUGCCAUUUUAUCCCUCUCUGGGGUCCACAAUUAUCAACCACGACACUCUGCUUCCCAUAUAUUUUACUGUGCCAUCAACAGGGCGACCACUCUAUUGGUUACAUGUAAAAUUAUGGGCCUAUUGGCCACCAAACCACGUUGUGGAAGCCAGUUGAGAAGUUUGACUUACCUGCUGUUCGGUGACAGUCUGUCUUAAAUGUCAUUUUUCUUCAGUGCCUGUUGUCCUAUUCUAUGCCUCUUAUUUUUCUUUUGCAAAGCACCGUAGCCAAUAUAGCUCACUAUAGACUUUGGGGUGCUAUAAGUCUAUGGAUGGUAUUCCCCAAUUUUCUUACAAACCAUUUAAAUCCAUGUGACGAGAAUCACAGGUUUACUGGAAGCUUUAGCCUGGCCGCUCCGGGAUCUCACUGAUAAUGUAGAAAUUGCACUGCCAUAUUACUCCAUGUCAGUUCAUCCAUCCUUUGAUUGUAGUGAUAGACUAAAACCUCUUGGCUAACCAGUUGAAGCACACUUUAGAACAAAUAAAUAAAACUUGGCCAAUUCAGUACAGUAUUUAGUGAUUUUAUGACACCUUUCCUUUCUGUCAUACACAUUGGUCAACCGUGACAGAUAUGCUUGGGGUACCCCCACUGGUCCAUAAAUUAUACGCAAUCUCUCACAUGAUAAAUACACACAAGGUGUAAAAAAAAAAAAAAAGUUUGUAUUUAUUUUGUAACAAAUGUAUAUAACUGAUGUCAGAGCACUAUUUAGAAAGGCAUUUCAAAAACAUGCAUAGCAACAAUGGCAAAAUUGCUCUGGUCCUAGUGUGAAUACCAGUCUUGGUUAUAAAUAUAUUUUAAUUUGAAUAAAUCCUUUAUCUGUGAGUAAUGAGGUUCCCUUGUGUCUCUACAAAUUUGCUACAGGUUGAGAGCCAGCGAUAUAAUGGAACCCAACCUUACCUAUGUUUACCCCCAUACCCGGGUCCAGUCGUUGGUCAGCAUCCUCCGUACAACCGCACAUCAUGCGUUUCCUGUGGUCACCGAGAACCGUGGCAAUGAGAAGGAAUUCAUGAAAGGGAACCAGCUUAUAAGCAAUAAUAUUAAGUUUAAGGUGGGGUUAAUGUGUAAAACCAGUUGUAAAUCAUGGCUUUGUCUCCUGAAUCUAACCUUUUAUUUUAAAACCCACUGUCUGUGGUUUGAUUUGACCACCGUUUUUGUUAAUGGAGGAAAUGAGCUAAAAAAAGAAAAUGCUCCCUCACUUCUUGAAGGUGCAUUGUUUACUGUAAGUCCUGCUGUGAGCUCUCCCAGACAAGAAGGUAGCUGACACUUGGCAGCCAAACGUAGCCGUCAGAUUGUUGUCAAUGGGAAUGCUGAAUAUAUCCCAAAAACCCCUGUUUAUACCCCAGGGAUACAUUACUCAGCACUUGGCGCAAUGUAACUACUUCCCAGACUGAUGGGAACUGAGCCACAGUUGAACCGAUAGUUGUUAUUAUGGUACUUCGUGGGUCUUGUUAAUGUGCUCUUGCAAUGUAGGUUCUCCCAAGUGUCUCCUGUUUAAAGAAUAGAUCUGGUCACCCUAUUGAUAUGCAACAAGACUGCCUUCAAGUGACCAACAUCAUGCAUAAAGCUGCCAUCCCAUUCCUUGGUUGCUUAUAUGGGAUGUUCUUUGUUUUUCUAUAGAAAUCCAGCAUUUUGACUCGUGCAGGCGAGCAGAGGAAGCGGAGUCAGUCUAUGAAGUCUUAUCCGUCCAGCGAGCUGCGCAAUAUGUGUGAUGAGCAUAUUUCAUCCGAGGAACCUUUGGAGAAAGAGGAUAUGUUGCAGCAGAUGCUGGAACGGAGGUAUUCUCCCAGAGGGAGACAGAAAAUCAAACCGUGAACUCACAACCAUUGAGUUGUGCAGUGGAACAAGUGAUACAGUGAUAGUUAUUUGCUAAAUGGACACUUACAAUGGAGAUUACCGCAGAGCUAACCACACCGCACCUACAUGGACAAAAUCAAGGAGUCUUUCACCAGCAUGUUAAUCCUAUGUAUCUCUCUUUUAGAUAUACUCCUUAUCCCAAUCUUUACCCCGACCAGUCUCCAAGUGAGGAGUGGACCAUGGAAGAACGUUUCCGACCUUUGACCUUCCAUGGUCUUAUUCUACGUUCUCAGCUGGUCACGUUACUUGUCCGUGGUGUGUGCUAUUCUGAAAACCAGUCGGUGAGUCCCUCAGUGGUGGUCACGAUGCAGAGUCAGGGGUUUCCAGUAAGGCUCUGUCUCUUUCAGUAGACUGUGGAAUGCAAUGCGGAGGCAGCUAUUUUAACACAGAGUUAGUGCCAUCCAAGGAGUAAAUAUUCAAUUUUUCCUUUGAUUGGUAAUUGCCUAUCAAACCGGCAGAGUUUUUUUUCACUCAAUCGACAGUUCUUUCUCUGCUCUGAUGAGAUGUGCUGCAUGUUCCUGCAAGUCAUUUUAUUAUUCAUAAUGAGACUGCGCCUCUCUCUCAUUCAGUGAAAAACGCGCUGAUUUGGGAUUCCAUACAGGUCAGAUCCAAUGUCCAAAUCAGGACUGUUUAUUUAAUGUAUCAUUACAACCACACAAUAUAUCCAUUUUACACACUACACGUCGUUACUGAGACGCGCACACAUUGGAGAGGAAACUGUGUUGUACUGUUUAGACUGUAAACGAACGGAAAUAGUUUAUUGUUAACAUCAGUUUAUGACCCACCAACGUUAGGGUAUUUUUUGGCCAUAAACAGUAUUGCCAAUUCCCCACAUAUAUAUUUUUUAUUAUUAUUAUUUUUUAUUGGCAAUUUUUAAGUUUCCUUAGAAGAUUGAACGUGUGUGGUUAUUUUUUUUCUAUUUUUUUUGUGUGUGUGUGUGUGUUCGUGUGUUCACUUGCCCAAACAGGAGAACAUUUCCUCUUGCUGUUGGACAAAACUGUUACCUGGUUUCAAAAGACUAAAUGGUGUUUAUUUUAUUUUUACUUUAAUUGCAGAGUGCCAGCCAACCACGUCUGUCCCAUGCUGAGAUGUUAGAAGAUUACCCUCGUUACCCGGACAUUCACGACGUCAAUCUCACCCUCCUGAACCCCCGCAUGAUUGUGGUAAAAUAGAUGUCAAAUGCUUUAUUCCCCUAAAUUUCACAUCAAUCUUUUAUAGGAAAAAUAACAACAGUAAUAUAAGAAUAUUUAACUUGUUAGUUUCCUACUGCGUCCAUGAGUCUGUUAUUACCAAAGUUAUGUUACGGACCUCAGAAAGGCUGCGUUUACUUGACUGGAUUCUGAGAUCUACUGCACCUGGAUCUCUAAACACUGAGCUGAAUAUCAGUUGCUCAUCUUAGCACUAGUCCAAAUCUUUCUGAAGCUAAGGAGGCCAUAGAAGCUAUAGGUUAAUGGUGAUUACAUAUAUUGUAUAUGUCUGUGUUUUCUCUCUCUUUUAGGAUGUCACCCCAUACAUGAAUCCAUGCCCCUUCAGCGUUUCUCCAAACACCCAUGCCUCGCAGGUGUUUAAUCUCUUCAGAACCAUGGGAAUCCGACAUUUACCGGUAGUUAAUGCUGUGGGGGAGGUGAGUUCUCUUGGGGUUUUUUUGGCUGGAGGUAGAGAAAAAUGUCUCUUGUAAAUUUUAAAGAGCUGGGUGAAUUAAUUAAUUAAUUAAUUAAUUUGCAUUCCCAACUCCGUGAUGUCAGCCUGUAGAUUCUAUCAUAGAAACAUAGAAACAUAGAAACAUAGAAUGUGACGGCAGAUAAGAACCAUUCGGCCCAUCUAGUCUGCCCAAUUUUCUAAAUACUUUCAUUAGUCCCUAGUCUUAUCUUAUAGUUAGGAUAGCCUUAUGCCUAUCCCACGCAUGCUUAAACUCCUUUACUGUGUUAACCUCUACCACUUCAGCUGGAAGGCUAUUCCAUGCAUCCACUACCCUCUCAGUAAAGUAAUACUUCCUGAUAUUAUUUUUAAACCUUUGUCCCUCUAAUUUAAGACUAUGUCCUUUGUUGUGGUAGUUUUUCUUCUUUUAAAUAUAGUCUCCUCCUUUACUGUGUUGAUUCCCUUUAUAUAUUUAAAUGUUUCUAUCAUAUCCCCCCUGUCUCGUCUUUCCUCCAAGCUAUACAUGUUAAGAUCCUUUAACCUUUCCUGGUAAGUUUUAUCCCGCAAUCCAUGAACCAGUUUAGUAGCCCUUCUCUGAACCCUCUCUAAGGUAUCAAUAUCCUUCUGAAGAUACGGUCUCCAGUACUGUGUACAAUACUCCAAGUGAGGUCUCACCAGUGUUCUGUACAAUGGCAUGAGCACUUCCCUCUUUCUACUGCUAAUACCUCUCCCUAUACAACCAAGCAUUCUGCUAGCAUUUCCUGCUGCUCUAUUACAUUGUCUGCCUACCUUUAAGUCAUCAGAAAUAAUCACCCCUAAAUCCCUUUCCUCAUAUGUUGAGGUUAGAACUCUAUCAAAUAUUCUGUACUCUGCCCUUGGGUUUUUACGUCCAAGAUACAUUAUCUUGCACUUAUCCACAUUAAAUGUCAGUUGCCACAACUAGAGAUCUACCUGCUGGCAAACUCUGGAUUCAUAAUCCUUGUCUGUGACAGCAGAGGUCCAUAUGCUGAGCUGGGAUCACUUCCAGUAUGAUGGAUUUUUUUUUAAAGAUUGCAGUUUUGUGUCAUGGCAUAAACUCAUCUCAUUUUUAUUUGGCUUAUUGUAAAUUGCAGAUUUAUUGAUUAUUCACAAAGCAUUCAUAGUCAUUUUUUUUUUUUUUUUAAACCUUUUCAGUUAUUCGGGGAAUGCUGUGUAAACUAACUGUUCCCAUCAGUUACAGUUUUUCUGUAAAUCUGCAAUGUUGAUCAAUUUCCAGGAGGUGGCAAUCAAGCACCUUGAGAGACAGUUUUUUUCCUGUAGUAUUUAACUAUAUUCAUUUUAUAAACUAUUUUAACAGGAAGGAUGCAUUGAGAUUUCUGUUAUUUACAAGUAUGUGUCUCACAUUUUUGUUGUUGUUUAGAUUGUUGGUAUAAUAACCCGCCACAACUUGACCCAUGAAUUCCUACAAGCGCGGCUGAGGCAACACUACAUGACCUCCUGAUCGUUUAAGUGACGCGCCUCCCCCCGAUUGCAUCUUGUACACCAUGUGCCGGAGGGUUGUUUUCCAAAGACUCCAAGCAUGGGCUCCGAAGUAGUGAACGAUUUGAUUCUAAUUUGAUACUCCUGCCAGGCCCGUCUCUCUCCACCCUUAUCUGCCUCCUUGAACAAGGAAUCUGCUGCUACUGCAAGAUGUAAGGAUCUAAACGUAUGCUGCACUCGGUUAAUGGACUGUUAAGUGUUCUAAUGCUGUGGGCGUUUUGGCUCCUGGUGUGAGCCACUGUUUUGUAAUGUGUCUUCUCUUGUUCUCUCUGCUUUGAGGGGUGUAUUUCUGUGCAGAGUCAGCUGUUCAAUUAUGACGUCGGUGAUUUUCUGCAAGCUUUAGAGAGGUGAGAGAUUACGGUCAUCUCUUACGCCCGUUGGGAUUGGCACAGCCCAUAUCUUCAAAAAAACUUGUCUUCCCAACGUAGAUGGAUGAAUCUCCUGUUUAUUUUACAUCCCUACCGCAAAUGUUUUAUUUAACAUUCCUUUGAAAUCUAGUGAAUUGAUUUCCUUCCAGCUUUCAUUGGCACUGCAAAAGAUGUUACUCUCUUACUACGUGUCUUGACUGUGUGAGGACCAGGGUCUUGUAUACCUGAGACGUCCAAUCUGGGUGCUUUUCUUCUGUUGGUAAAAUACAGUUUCUAUAACUCUCUUCCAGACAUGGGGUAUGGUAGCUGUACUUUACCAAGAGCAAGGGAUAGCAAUUUGAUUUCCCCGAUUUUAUAAACCCAGAGGUGAGCUUAUCCUUAAACGCCCAACAUGAAAUACUAACUUAUGCUUGCCCCUGUCCAUCCAUGUACUUACUGGGUGUGUACAUACACACUUCAUCAUUCAUGUUUUCUAAUGAAUGGAAGAGCUGCGACGUGCCGCCUUACGUAUCCUUAAAUGGCUACCCCCCCCCCUCCAUGGAUUAUUCAGAUAUGUCCCAUAAUGUGACACUGUAGGAAAACAAAUCUAUUCUUUGAAUUCUUGUAAGGUUCAAGUAGGGUUUUAACGUGGGGGGGGGGAUAAAAAAUAUUGCUCAUUUAAUCUUGCUAUAAAAUAAAAAAUCACAGGUUUAUGGUUUCAUCAGAUUAUCCAGGCUUCGACGAAUAAUUGUAAUGACAAACAUGCGAGGACAGAGCCGAAUCUUUGCUGCUUUUUCUUUUUUCAAUGAAGGAACGUUUAUUUUUGCUAAAAUGUCAUUGUAAUCUGUCAAAAAGACUUCUGAAAUCAUGCUGGGUCUUACGGAAACAUUUUGUUCCCAAUGUCCCAGAAUAUAUUGCUAUUUUUUAACUAAACAUUGUGGGAGGUUAGGAAGAGCUGUAAUUGUUAAUUGUGAUCGUCUUCAUAGCUACCGAGCUCUCAUUAACCCUUCCAUGCCAGGGAGACCUGGGUUUCAUUCUGAUUAAAGAGAAAAUCCCUUUCGAGAUGUGUAUUUUUGAAUCCAGUUUUUAAAUGUAGAAAUAUUAGUCUAACUUUUAACACAAACUUCAGUUAAUACAAGAAUACACUGUCCAUUUGUUUACCCAUAUUACUUCAUAAUUCCACUUCUGUUCCGAGUCCUCGUUGAUAUUAAGCAUGACUCAAACCUUUCUAACAAAACAACCCUGUGACAUGGGACCCACUGUAUUGUGCGAGAUGAUCAUGGUAAAAUUAACUAAAUUUGCAUAAAAUGCCUUGUCUGUGCCUUGUCAAAAGGCAGUUCUAAUUUCAUUAUGGUUUAAGUAUUAGAUUUUCCAUCUAUCAAUCUAUAUUUUUGUAUAUCAUCAUGUGCGUAUCACUUGUAAUAUUAUUUUGGGACACUGGAUUCAAAAAUUUAGACACAACCAAUGUUCUUUAAUUGGUCAUGAUUGAUUUUUUUAUUUUCCCUUAGCGUGCUUUAUGAUCCCUUGUCAUGUCAUCCCAUUUUAUUAUAUGCACUGUAAAUUAUUUCAUUUUAAUUGUACAUAAUCUGUAGAUUUAUUCUUUUUUGUAUGUAUUUAAUUUUUUAAUUUAAAUUUGUGUCUGCAUCCUAUCAGUAUUAUCAUAUGUCCAAAUAAAAAAACUAAA